GGGAACUGGGGCUUGGAGUUGGAGCCCGUUCAAGCCCUAGCUCUGGCCUUUGUGGCACCUUCCCAAACAAGGUGACUCACCUCUCCAGGCCUCUGUUUCCACACCUGUCAUGCGGGGAACAUGCCUAGUCCUCAGGGCCGGCAGCUGAAGCCAUAGUCGUGAAGGCGUCUGGCAAAGUGUGGAGCUCUUUGCACAUUGUAUGGGCCAUCCAUGAGUCUGGGAUCUAGGCCACCCUGGAGGAAAUGGAGCCAGCUCCUCCCAGCCCCUCAGCUACCCCACAGAAGUCCCGCCAGCCCUUGAGCCUCUCUCCUAGAGACCAGCAGGAGCUCUGAAGAGAGACGGCGUGGCGGAGGAGACGAAGCCAGAGACCCUACCCCUCAGACCUGCCGGUCUGGGCCUUUCCACCAGAGCGACAUUGGCUGGUGUUGACCAAGCACUCACUGUGCCAGGCACUGGUCUCGGUGCUUUAUAGCUACUGACCUGGUUUAGCGCUUACAUCCAGCCCUGGACGUGGGUACAUAUUAUCCCCGUUUUACCCAUGAGGAAGUGGGCAGAGGCCAUGCCUCCUGAGAAUGUCCUUGUUCCCUGUUGGGAAGGGACCAGCAAGCAUCUCGAAGCUCGCCUUGCCCUCUGACCUCAGCUUUCCCUCCUGGGACGUGGGGCAUGUGCUGUAGGCCAUGGGCUCCUCCCCAGGGGAGAUGAGAUGAGACCAGGUUUGGGCAGCUGCUUGGUAAACUUAAGCUGGAGGGAUGCCCUGGAGCCACCGUUAGCAAGAAGCUUCGCCCAGCAGAGGACUCAACUACGUUUCUCCCUCCGGAGUUGGGGGCUCUUUCCCGAGACUGAGAGCCUGCAUCCCCCUCCUGUGCCUAGAGACGAGUUCGUGCAGAUUGGGAAGGGCGUCGCCAACAACACCUGCAUCGUCCGGACCAUCAGCGUGGGCCUGACGCUGCUCAGCGUGCGGGACACGGAGCACGUGGGCCUGUCCGACUUCGUCCCGUUGCCCGUCCUACAGGCCAUCUCCCCGGAGCUGUCCGGAGUGGUGGUGGUGGGGGACGUCCUCUGUCUGGCCACAGUUCUGGUCGGCCUGGAAGGCCUCUCCGGAACCUGGAGCUCUUCAGCUCACAGCAUCCUCCGCAUCGACCCCAGGACGGGCGUGGCUGUGGCCCAAGAGGCAGGAUCUGUGACGGUUUACUACGAGAUUGCUGGGCACCUGAGAACCUACAAGGAGAUAGCGAUCGGUGUCCCUCAAAGGAUCGUGGCGCAUUCCGUCCGCCCAGGCCAGACCAGCUUCCAGGAGGCCUCCAAAGUGACCGUCACCUUGGGAGACAGAGGCUCUAACCUGAGAGGUGAGUGCUCUCCCUCCCAGAUGGAAACCAUUGAGACUCUGCACCCAGAAUCCCUUAUUAGCUGCCACCUCCAGUUCAAGCAAGAUGUCUUCGAUUUCCCAGCGCGUGACGUUUUCACGGCAGAACCAGGAUUUGACGCCACCCUGGGCCGGUACCUCUGCUCAGUCACGAUGCACAGGCUGACGGACAAGCAGCUGAAACACCUCAGCAUGAAGAAGACAGCGCUGCUGGUCACCGCCUCCAUCCCCGGCAGCCACAUCUCUGGGGAGCAUGUUGGUGCCGAGGUGCCCUUCAGCCCAGGGCUUUACACUGACCAGGCUGAAAUCCUUUUGAGCAACCACUUCACCAGCUCUGAGGUCAAGGUCUUUGGUACCGUGGAGAUUCUCGAGAACCUGGAGGUGAAAUCAGGGUCCCCGGCUGUGCUGGCCUUUGAGAAGGAAAGGUCUUUGGGGCUCCCCAGCUUCAUCACAUACACAGUCGGCAUCUCGGAUCCCACAGCUGGCAGUCAGGGGCCUCUGUCCACCGCCCUGACCUUCUCCAGCCCCAUGACUAACCAAGCCCUCACCAUUCCGGUCACCGUGGCCUUUGUGAUGGAUCGCCGAGGGCCUGGUCCUCAUGGAGCCAGCCUUUUCCAGCACUUCCUGGAUUCCUACCAGGUCAUGUUCUUCACACUUUUUGCCCUGCUGGCUGGGACUGCUGUCAUGAUCAUAGCCUACCACACGGUCUGCACACCCCGGGAGCUCACUGCACCCCCAGGCCUCUCCCCCGGAGCCAGCCCUCGCCACAGCCCCCACUAUUUUGCUGCCUCAUCGCCGACGCCUUUCAACGCACUGCCUCCCAUCCGCAGAGCCAGCCCUCCGUCGGGGCUGUGGAGCCCCACGUACCCCUCCCACUAGUCUGUGGGCCGGGCCCUGACGCCCCUGCGCCCCCACGGUGGGCCCGGCCUGGAGCACCCCUGGGCCCCGAGCCCUGGCCCAGGCCCGUGUCGCUGCCUGCUGUGUUCUUGUAGACCUGUAGUUUAGGCUGUGCCCGCUAGCUCACCCUUCCGUGUAGGGCUUUCUGUUGGCUCUUGUUUUCUGUUCUGUUCUUACUUCAGAAUCUUACAAAGGCUAAGACUCUCGCUCAUUCCUCUGUGCCCGGUUGUCUAGGGUUUCUGGACAACGUGCACUUACGCUUUUCCUUCCCCGCAGUCUCUGGAACCACUCCCUUCUCGAGACUUUGAGCAGGUGAAGCUCCCUUCACUAGUGGUCUGUAAGGGAUGUUCCUGAAGUGGCCUCAGGGAAAGGACUUUUUGAUUUUUUCUUAACAUUUGUGGGGUUUUUUUUCCCCUCCUUGGAAACUUUACUUUUCCCCUACUCCGGCCCUGCCAGGAAAUGAGGGGAGCGAGCAGACACGAUGUCCAAAGCUGGCCCCGUGACUGCACGGAGGCCUCAGGUAGGCGCCAACGGGGCCCAACCCCACACUGGCUCAGCCUCACCGGGAGACGCCGACGGGCCACAGGAGCCACGAGCCGGGCUGCUCUUUGCCUCUGUGGGGGCCACUGUGAAUAUAGACGGCGUCCUCUGUGGUUGCUUCCUGCGCGUGGAAGCGUCUCCUGGACUUGGCCGCAGCUCCAUCGAGGUGCUCUUUGGGGUCCGGCUCCUCCUCCCUAUCCCGGCUUCUCUACCCACACAGGGACUUCGGAGUCGUAGUUAGGAAAACAUCCCUGAGCCAGAGACUGGAACCUUUUCUUCUGGUUUGUUUGUUUGUUUGUUUGUUUUGAGAAGCCACUGUGUUCCGCCCGAGCACCAGACCAAAACCCAGUGUUCUCCCUUCCUCCUUUUGUACCACGGUCGUGCACCUCAGCAGCCCUGAGCCUCUGGCCUGCCCCGUGUGGGCACCAGUCUCCCCGCGGCAGCCCCCCAGCAGGCCACGGAGCCAGACCCAGACAGUGAGGAGGGUGGGCCUGCCCUCCAGGAAGGGGCCGGGAAGGAGAAGAUGUCUAGAAGAUGCCCCCUCGUUCAUUCAGCACCCGAGGCCUCCAGAACGCGGCCUCUCCGCCCUGGGCCGAGAGCUGUGCCGCUCUCAGGAAGAACUGGAGGCGCACCCCGAGUCCGGCCCAUGGGGUCGCUGUGUGGGGGGAGUCGUCCCCUUGGACUCUGAGCCGCAAGCGUGAACCUACCGCAGGCCUUUUGGUCCGGGCCGUGCGAUUUAUUUUUCUAAAGCUGGAGACAGGAAGAAUUGUGCCUUGCCUAUCACUUGAGCUCAAACUGACGACUUGGAUGUAAAUAGCCGCGUUUCUACUUGGUUUAUUUAAUAAAGCUCUAUCUAAUUUCUUAA
This is a messenger RNA of Panthera uncia (snow leopard), 3665 nucleotides long. Its product is annotated as nuclear pore membrane glycoprotein 210-like. Bases 704 to 2242 code for a protein of 512 amino acids. Gene Ontology annotation, cellular component: nuclear pore. The transcript is spliced from 9 exons. The record is from RefSeq and is a predicted model, not a curated record. NCBI's taxonomy places the organism in Eukaryota, Metazoa, Chordata, Mammalia, Carnivora, Felidae.